This is a messenger RNA of Penicillium diatomitis, 906 nucleotides long. RefSeq names its product mitochondrial 54S ribosomal protein uL1m. Bases 1 to 906 code for a protein of 301 amino acids. The transcript has 3 exons. The record is from RefSeq and is a predicted model, not a curated record. Lineage: Eukaryota; Fungi; Ascomycota; Eurotiomycetes; Eurotiales; Aspergillaceae.
AUGUCGUCCUACGGCACCGUAUUACCCGCGGCGGCACGCGCUAUUCUAUCGUCUUGCCGACCGGUCUAUCGUCAGACAUCAAUCGGCUCGGCCCUGUCAGGUUUCCAGCAAGUUCGUGGUGCGAAGAGCAAUCCUCAAGCCAGAGGCAAGGGGAAGAAGGAAAGCAAGUCCGACAAAAAGGGUCCCCGUGAAUUCCGUCAGAAGAGCCUGAAGGAUGUGGAGCAAUUUGCUCUCUGUGAUGCGAUGCAAUACCUUCGAGCUGUCGAAGUUGGUCGCGAACCAACAACCUCCAAAUACGAAGUACACAUUCGCCUUCGCACAAGGCGAGACGGACCGGUUAUCCGAAACAUGAUCAGGUUCCCCCAUGCGGUCCAGACCGAGUCCCGAAUCUGCGUCAUUUGUCCUCCCGGAUCAAAGCAUGCCAAGGACGCGCUUGCUGCAGGGGCUGUGCUUGUUGGAGAAGACGAGGUAUUCGAGGCUGUGAAAGCGGGCAAGAUUGAAUUUGACCGUUGUCUGGCCCACCCGGACAGUUUGCCAGCUCUGAACAAGGCCGCCCUGGGUCGUGUUUUGGGUCCCCGUGGUCUCAUGCCCAGCGCGAAAACCGGUACCGUGGUGGAAGAUGUGGCCUCUCGUGUGGAAAUGUUGCGUGGUGGUACCGUUUAUCGCGAGCGUGAUGCUGUCAUUCGGCUGCCUAUCGGCCAACUGGCAUUUUCCCCGGAACAGUUGCGCGACAACUUGCGCACCACCAUCGAGCAGAUCAAGAAGGACGCUUCCGGGCUCACUGAUCGGGUAAACAAGCAAGUUUAUGAAGUGGUUCUAAGCUCGACAAACGGCCCCGGUUUCAGCCUGAACGGCGAGUUCAAGACCGACAACUCACCCGAAACCUCUGCCCUGACCGGCCUGUAA